UGAUUAUCUCGUCCAAGCUUCAUACGAUUCUGAUUCAAAGAGCCCUGCCCUUGGCGUAGGGAUAGGGUCUCGUCCGCAGGUCAGCUUUGUCGUGAUGAAGAAACAAAUGAUCUUGGUGGCCCUAACUUUUUCUAUUUGCUUUAGCCCGGAUUUCGGUUACAUGUCCGUGGUUACUGCUCUCGUCAACGCUCCUGAUGCAAGGCAGCUGCUAUAGCUGCUUUGUUUUUGUUAAUACUACUAGGUCCCUACAAGAAGAAGAACGAAAAUUGACACAACGAGAACUCUACUAUUGACGGGCACUAACUUUUAUCGUGGUCUAUGAAAUUAAUUGUAGUGCCACCCACGCUCUGCCAAAGUGUGUGGCACUCUCUUGUAAGAUUUUUAGACAGUAGUAGAAGAUGUAGUAGUCCGCAUUCAAGAGAGCCUUGCCUUUGGCGUAGGGAUAAGGUCUCUCCGUGGGAAAAAGAAUCUUCCUGCGUAACUGUUUUUACUUCCAGUGGCUGCCAUUUACGGGAAUGAGAAAGUGAAGCUAAAAGCAGGAGCCGUAGAUACACAAGUUGUAGCGCUGUUUGUAACGAAGAACGACCACGAUAGAAGAUGUUGUAAUUUCAGAGCCUCUAUCAUCAUGCUGCGCAACGUUGGAAAGACGCUGCCUACAGGAGCUGCAUUGGUGAGCAGCAAACUGUAGCACUGGUCGUCGGAGUAGGCUUUAGUACUAUAUAUUUCUUCUUGAACAAGAUACAACGCGUUGUUAUAAACACGCUGUCUACUUCAGUUCUAGUUUCUAACAUGCACAGAUGAAACUAGUUCUGCGUCAGCAGCACGAUGGGGAGGCCUUUUCGGAUCCACAUGCUGACGACCUCGAACUCGAUUCAUCAUAUCGCUUUCAUCCUGCUGCUGUUUUUACGGAUACAGUCUUCAUCUCUACUAGAUAUAAUGCGGAGCUUAUUCUCCGUAUUCACUUCACCGUCCUGCUUGUGGAUGUUGGUAGGUCAUCUGGUGUAUUGUUUAGUAACCGGAAAGCCGGUCAUGAAGGAAUCGAAACGAUCUGAGUGGUUUCGUAACUUUUUCUAUUUGCUGUACCACGGAUUUUGGUCAUUACAUGUCCGCGGUUACUGCUCUCGCGCUGGUUAACGCUCCUGACGCAAGGCAGCUAUUGUAGCUGUUUUGCUUUUGUUAGUUCCCUACAACGAAGAUUGAUUGAGACAAAAAGAACUCUAUCGAGGAAGGGCACUAUUUUUAUUUGAUAGUGUCUAUGAAGAAAUGAAUUGUUGUAAUGCCACCCACGCUCUGUGCACUCUCGUGUAAGAUUUUUAGACAGUAGUGGAAGACGUAGUAGUCCGCAUGAAGUAGAUUCUCAUCCUUCGAUGUAAAAGUGCUGAUGCGCGUUCUGUUUUUACAUCGUCGGAGAUUAUACGAAGGCGCACUACAUCAUCCUGACAAGAUAGACAUGAAAAACACACAGACGCUUCACUGUUGAAAGAGACGAGACGCGAAGCCUGAGCGGAAUGCGAAGGAAUAGCGGGGACAGUGCUGCAAGUACCACUUACACUUAGAACAUUAAACAGUGACGAUGGAGGAAGCUUUUGUUCUGGUACUCGAAGUCAAGAACUAUUUUUCAAGCCACCUCCGAGUCAAUAGCCUUCAACUUUAUCAUCAUCUUGUCAAUACAUUUUUAUCGCAUAAAGAAGCAACAAACUACACUUGAAAAAUGGUACUAUGGUACUCCUACAAAGACAGCCACGAAGAUGAGCACCACGAUCUGUCUUCUUCGCAGAAAAAAAAAAGUUUACUUGUCUUCAU
Amoebophrya sp. A120 is the source of this 1803-nucleotide messenger RNA. The record is from the annotation of a GenBank genome assembly. NCBI's taxonomy places the organism in Eukaryota, Dinophyceae, Syndiniales, Amoebophryaceae.